This is a messenger RNA of Rasamsonia emersonii CBS 393.64, 2820 nucleotides long. RefSeq lists its product as uncharacterized. The coding region runs from base 1 to 2820 and encodes 939 amino acids. The transcript has 2 exons. NCBI's taxonomy places the organism in Eukaryota, Fungi, Ascomycota, Eurotiomycetes, Eurotiales, Trichocomaceae. The record is from RefSeq and is a predicted model, not a curated record.
AUGGAUCUACAACCGCCCUCUGUGCUGGCCCAAUUACCCCGUCCACUGCAGAGUUUGACAGGAAAGACACAGAUCGGGGACGUCUUCAGCCUAGCCGAAUCCAAGAAAAGAAAGCGAUAUGAGGUUGCGGUCGCAAUUGAUGGAGAAGCGGUGAAUAUAUACAAUGUCCAAUCUCCAAAGCUCGUCACCUCUUAUGCUGUUCCACCGCAAUCAUCAUUUUCCUGUCGCCCAUGCUCGGUGCGUCGCAAGGUCCCGUCGACUUCAGCAGUCAAGCGACAGACAUACUGCGCAGUUGAGCGGCCGGAGCAGCAGAUAAAAGGGUUCUUCGAGGAGACUUCAGCUUCUGCGACUACCGCGCCCGUCAUCACCUCUUCUUCGUUCUCGCUGAAAGACUCGAACAGCCCGACCGUUUUCGUCGGGAUCGUCCCAAGAGGUUCAGUCGACGAAAAGGUUGAUGAACCUUUUGAUCUUUUGAGUGUGCACAAAGAUGGCCGCGUGCGGAGACUUGCACCAGACCUGAAAACUCAAAGAUGGAGUAUCCACCACAGCGAAAUUGCCAGCCUUUCUUCGGCUAGCUACGAAGUCUCUGCGGGCUUUCUUCUGGAGUUUGAUGAUGUCCAGAAAUCUCUUUUCAAGAGGAGGCCCGAUCUUGCUGCACUGGCGAUGAGCGACGUCACCAGUCCCACCGUCGGGAAACCUUCUGUGCUGCUGUUGGUUUUGCAUCCAGCCGCCUCCCAGCGGAUAUCUUUGUCAGACGUCAAGAUUCAAAUUUUCGCUGUUCCCGCUCAGCUUCGCUCGGACGGUUUUGGUCUGGAUGAAGCGCAAAAGUUACGGCAUCUUCACACUGUCCACCUGCCUCACCUGGCUGGUCAAGAAGAGGUUGAUCUGGAGGGUCUACAAUGGAAUUUCCAUUCGGGAUCCGCAGGGCUAAGCUUGUCAUUUAAACGGGGGUUCAUCAACUUCGAUCUUUCCCAGUACUCGCCCAGUGUGACAUCACAGUUCCUGUUGGAUGAUGAGCAAUUCUCCUCUAUCAUGCGCAUCUCUCCUCACUCCGUGAUCGGUGCUGGGAAAUCAGUGGUCGCUUUGUACGACACGCAAUACUGCUCCAUUCAGCGCAGCAUUGCAGUUCGAGACAUAUUAUGCAACAGCUCUUCAAAGGACGCCGAUCGCAAAGCCCCGACGAUCUUUGUCGGGUACUUUGCAAAGCUAGGGAUUGCAUUGGCUACAAAAGGCAAUGUGCUUCUUGCCUUUGACUUGAGCUCCCUACACACGAUGCACGGACCUUCUCUCAAACGCCAGAGGGAUGGCCUCCUCAUCGAUGCGAUUGGACGUGGAAUUGGCUCUUCUGCCGCGUCAUGGGAUGUUUCAGCGGACAAGUAUCGGGAUGAGCAUAUGGCCUCUCUAGGUCUUGUCACUCAAGAAGAUGUGGAUCGAUGGAACCGUUUCAAAAAGGACUUGGAAUCGGCCUCAAAGUCCGCAGAUGCAGUUGCAUUCGAUAACGCGGUCAAGUCGUACUUCGGCUCAUCUGAUAAGGGCAACGCUCUGCCUUCACCUGGAGAAUUCGUGAAUCCUGAGAGAGUACUGUUUGUGCUGUCCAAAAUUUUCGCCAUGCAGCACGAGGAGAGCAGUGAUCCAGCAGGCUCAUCGACGAACCUAGCAAUCCUCUUCUGGCCCAAAGAUACUUGCGAAUGGUUGAUAAAAUCCGGCUCUCUGUCCACGAAUAAUAUCGAUAUUGCUCUUCGUCGGGCCGCAAAACCCCGUAUACUGCCGCCUCUCCGCAGUGGCGCACUUGUACGGGCUCUUGCUCGUUUUGACCCGUCUUUGAAGCAUCUCACCCUUCUUCUCAAAGGGCCCACGGUGCUCGAUUCGGAGGAAUUGACACAUGCGUUGAAGAUCUUCCUCGACCUGGCCCGGGCGCGUUCUGCUGCCCUCGAUGAGCCAGCAGCCAUGACCAUUACAAAUACUUCGCACGGGGAUAUGGAAAUUGAUCAAGAUUCGGGCGAGAAGAUCUCAGGCCCUCCAGCCAAGUCUUCCGCCUCUGCGGAAGCAUCCUUGGAGGAUGCCUUCAUCGGGCUGAAUCUGACUCUCACACAACUCCAUAAGCAUCCCCUUUCGAAGGUGGUUGCAUCUUUCCGGUCGACACUGUCCAACACAGACACGCUCUCCGUCAUCCAUCACCUCCGCGUGUCGCUUGCCACCGGCGGCUACACGUCGCGGUUCACCGAAGAACCGCCCAUCCCAAUCGAUUCUAUCAAGGCUGCGCCCCCCUUGUCGCUGAACGCAAUCACCGAUUUGCUGAACGCCAGUGUGGACGCCAUCGGUCCGUCCGGCUGGAUCUCCGCCGUGGGAUUUGCCGGGUCAGCCGCGAACGAAGCGGACGUGAUCGCGCACAUGAAAUCCGAGAUAUCGGCCGCCCUGGCUGGCGUCGAGGAGGCGACGUAUAUCAAGGGCAUCCUGCGCGAGUUCAUCCGGUACGCCGGCACGGUCGUUCCCGCUGCCAAUGCAGCCGAGACGUCGACAGCCGUGGAUCAUCACGACGACGGCUUGCCUCGCGUCAAGCGCGAGAAGCUCAACGGGGCGGACCUCCUGACAUUCGCCAUCCCCGAAGACGGAUACGGCGAAGUAAGCGGCAAGAUGCUACCCCUUUCCCUCAAGGCGGGCUCCUUCGGCGGCAGCGGCGGCAGCGGAGCCGGUGAGGUGGUGAGCCGCACGAAAGUGAAGCCCACGACAGGAGAAGUCAAGCAAAGAACCAGCCGUGAGAUCGGCUACCUCCGACGGAAAGCGGUGGGCAAGUACUCAUUUGAAAGAUUGAUUGUGUAA